AUGAUCUUGGAAUACCAGAAAAACAUUCACUGUGGUUGUGAAGUCCAAGAGCUGCAAUCGAUUCUGGGCGCUCUGCUUGCAGGGUAUCCUGAAACCUUGAAACAGGGAAGCAAGGAACCCGAGCUGGUGAGGAAUGGCGAGGUGUCAGACGAGGAACUGAAGACAUGUUUGAAGAGCCUCCUUAGACGCGAAGACUUUUCUGUCCCCUGGGAUCUACCUGGCUCACCGGCCAAGGCGGCAGCUCUUGCCACAUCUGGAGCAGUUGCCAGGAGGUCUAGAGCUGAAAGACGUGAAGACAGUCAGGAUCUGGACUUGGUCAACGCAACAGUUGCUGAAUUGUUGGAAAAACUUCAGGUCAAGUUGCGUGGGGAACAACAAGGAAAUAAAGAGCCCUCUGCGAGAUUCCUUCUGGAAGAUGAAAUUCCACACCUGCAAGAUCUAUUGACUUUGUGCGAAGAUUUUAUUCGAUGGCAACGUUUCGUGUCGCAUAGGAAUGGUGAAAAUCCGGAACUGCCGGAACCCUUUUGCAGCUUCCAACACUUUCCUGCUCACGUGAGACAGGUCUUGCAGAAAGUGGAUUCCACAGGUUUCGAAGAGAUGCCAGAGAUUCCACAGAGAUGGGCCGAUGUGCUUUUUGAAUGCUUGAAACCUCUUCAGGUGUCAUUUGAUGCUGAGCCCUUCUCAGAUUUGCUGGAGGACCUACAGAAGGAGCAACCUUCAAACACUGGCAACUGGAGAGGUGAAGUAUUUGCACGUCAGGCGCCUGAUCUGAUUAACAACGACGCUUCAGAUGAGGACGACUGGCAACGUGCUCUUAGAUCUGCAAACCUUUUCAAGUUCACCAGCCGACGUGCAGAGCAUGUCCAUGAGUGGAACGAAACGUCCACGGGGAAACUGGACCCCAGCGCUUUUGGCUACCCACAGGAUGCCCACAUGACCUGCAACAACAGAAUUGCGCUGAUGAGGCGUCUUUUGAAGUCUGACUCAGAAGAAGAAAAUGAAGAAGGUCAUGAUCGCAUCGAUGAUGAAGAAUAA
Molecule: messenger RNA, 1035 nt
Organism: Cladocopium goreaui
Lineage: Eukaryota; Dinophyceae; Suessiales; Symbiodiniaceae
Source: the annotation of a GenBank genome assembly